GACGCCAUUUUCGGCAGCUGACGGGGAGCCGGGGACGCGGAUCGCGUAGGUUCGGAACAGGUCGGGCUGCUAGCCGCUCGGGGCUCGUUUGGCCAAGCCCAGUCAGACAAGGGUAGCGUCGGGGGUCCGGGAGCACUGGAGCGAGGAUGUGUCGGAGCACGGCAGCUGCUGCUGCGGCGGCCGGACCUGCCUUCCUUGCCCGUGAUUGACUGACACAUUGACGGACCGACAGCCAUCCCUGGACCUUCGAGGGGCUUGACGGCUGCGUCCGAGCUCGGGGACAGGCGGCCCCGCCGGCCAGUCCUUUGUUUGCAACCCUCCCGUCCUUGGCCCCAGUGCCCAGCGGAUCUAGGCGGCGGCCCGGGGAGGCCCCAGCCCCCUCCCUCCUUGUCAGCCCGCGGGGAGCGCGGUCACCGCAGGAACCGGACGAAUGUAUGACAACAUGUCCACAAUGGUGUACCUAAAGGAAGAUAAGUUGGAGAAGCUUACCCAGGAUGAAAUAAUUUCUAAAACGAAGCAAGUGAUCCAGGGACUGGAAGCUCUGAAGAAUGAACAUAAUUCUAUCUUGCAAAGUUUACUUGAGACACUUAAGUGUUUGAAGAAAGAUGACGAGAGUAAUUUGGUGGAAGAGAAAUCAAACAUGAUUCGCAAGUCACUGGAAAUGUUGGAGCUUGGGCUGAGUGAGGCACAGGUAAUGAUGGCCCUGUCAAACCAUCUAAAUGCAGUUGAAUCAGAGAAACAGAAAUUGCGUGCUCAAGUACGCCGUCUGUGCCAGGAAAAUCAGUGGCUACGGGAUGAGUUAGCUAACACACAGCAAAAGUUACAAAAAAGUGAGCAAUCUGUGGCUCAACUAGAGGAAGAAAAGAAACACCUGGAAUUCAUGAAUCAGUUAAAAAAAUAUGAUGAUGACAUUUCUCCAUCAGAGGACAAAGACAAUGAUUCUACCAAAGAACCUCUGGAUGACCUUUUCCCCAAUGAUGAAGAUGAUCCAGGUCAAGGAAUUCAACAGCAACAUAGCAGUGCAGCUGCUGCUGCCCAACAAGGGGGCUAUGAAAUUCCAGCACGGCUUAGAACUCUUCAUAACCUUGUUAUUCAGUAUGCUUCCCAAGGGAGAUAUGAGGUUGCUGUACCAUUGUGCAAACAAGCACUAGAAGAUCUUGAGAAGACUUCUGGUCAUGAUCACCCUGAUGUUGCCACCAUGCUAAAUAUCUUGGCUCUGGUAUACAGAGAUCAGAACAAAUACAAAGAUGCAGCUAAUCUAUUAAAUGAUGCACUGGCUAUCCGAGAAAAAACCUUGGGCAAAGAUCACCCGGCGGUGGCAGCAACUUUGAAUAACCUUGCAGUUCUUUAUGGUAAAAGAGGGAAGUACAAAGAAGCUGAGCCUUUGUGUAAGAGAGCCCUGGAGAUCAGAGAAAAGGUUUUGGGAAAAGAUCACCCAGAUGUUGCCAAACAGUUAAAUAACUUGGCCUUACUGUGCCAGAACCAGGGCAAGUAUGAAGAGGUAGAAUAUUAUUAUCAAAGAGCACUUGAGAUCUACCAGACAAAACUGGGACCAGAUGACCCCAAUGUGGCCAAAACAAAAAAUAACUUGGCAUCUUGCUACUUGAAACAAGGGAAAUUCAAGCAGGCUGAAACACUGUACAAGGAGAUACUUACUCGUGCACAUGAGAGAGAGUUUGGCUCUGUAGAUGAUGAAAAUAAACCCAUAUGGAUGCAUGCUGAGGAGAGAGAAGAAUGCAAAGGAAAACAAAAGGAUGGGACAUCUUUUGGGGAGUAUGGUGGCUGGUACAAAGCUUGCAAAGUUGAUAGUCCAACUGUGACAACCACUUUAAAGAACCUUGGAGCACUUUAUAGACGUCAAGGCAAGUUUGAAGCUGCUGAAACAUUAGAGGAAGCAGCCAUGAGGUCUCGAAAACAGAGAGUAGCUGAAGUGCUAAAUGACCCUGAGAGCAUAGAAAAAAGAAGAAGCCGAGAAAGUCUCAAUGUUGAUGUGGUAAAGUACGAGAGUGGUCCUGACGGAGGGGAGGAAGUGAGUAUGAGCGUAGAAUGGAAUGGGGAUGGCACUGGAUCUUUAAAACGCAGUGGUUCCUUUAGCAAACUUCGGGCUUCAAUUAGACGCAGCAGUGAGAAGCUGGUUAGAAAGCUGAAGGGAGGAAGUUCACGAGACAGUGAACCAAAGAAUCCUGGGGUGUCUCCAAUAGAACCUAUUUUUGUCGAAAAUGAUGGCAGCAGUAGUGGUUUAGAAGAAUCUUCCAUUAAUUGAAAUGUUUCCACAGUGACCAUCCCAUCUGUCAGAAGUUUCCACACUCCCAGGACUCACAAGGGGCACAGCUGCUGCCUUUGUAACCACUCGCUGCUGAGAACACCGUCCCAUCGCAGCCAACAGGGCUGUAGUCAAGGCUUGGAGCAAUUACCUGAGAGCUGGUGGUCAUUUAACAAGGUUUCAUUAUGGCUCUUCUUGCUGUGGGACUUGCUACUAAUCUUUGUAUCAUUUGUCAGGAUCACACAGGACCGUGACCUUUGUGAGUCCUUUUUAGUGACACAACAAACCUGGGGAGUUGCUCAGUGCCCCUGAAUGCCUUUUGUCUAUGUCAGCCUCUGCUCUGAAAGGAGAAUGCUGCUGGUUCCCUCCUUCCCAUCAUUUAAUUCCCCAAUUCUCCUAGAGACUUUGUGGGGCUGACUGCGGGAUUGAAGUCUGUGGCUUUGCCAUGUACUGAAUCUGCAUUCUAUAGAAAGGUCUAUGCCUCUGUGUAUAAUAUCCUGAUACAUUACUUCUUUUGGAGCUAUGUGUGUUAAUGUAUUUUACUGUAAAUUUUUUAAAAUUAAAUUUUAU
Messenger RNA from Gracilinanus agilis (Agile Gracile Mouse Opossum), 2833 nucleotides. It is a transcript of the gene KLC1, whose product is annotated as kinesin light chain 1. The transcript is spliced from 16 exons. Gene Ontology annotation, biological process: axo-dendritic transport. NCBI's taxonomy places the organism in Eukaryota, Metazoa, Chordata, Mammalia, Didelphimorphia, Didelphidae. Gene Ontology annotation, cellular component: cytoplasm; kinesin complex; membrane-bounded organelle. Bases 431 to 2263 code for a protein of 610 amino acids. The record is from RefSeq and is a predicted model, not a curated record. Gene Ontology annotation, molecular function: kinesin binding.